Messenger RNA from Oreochromis niloticus (Nile tilapia), 2448 nucleotides. It is a transcript of the gene ubap1lb, whose product is annotated as ubiquitin associated protein 1-like b. The coding region runs from base 1032 to 2153 and encodes 373 amino acids. The record is from RefSeq and is a predicted model, not a curated record. The transcript is spliced from 6 exons. NCBI's taxonomy places the organism in Eukaryota, Metazoa, Chordata, Actinopteri, Cichliformes, Cichlidae. Gene Ontology annotation, biological process: ubiquitin-dependent protein catabolic process via the multivesicular body sorting pathway. Gene Ontology annotation, cellular component: ESCRT I complex. Gene Ontology annotation, molecular function: ubiquitin binding.
UGCACACAGAGCAGCAGGAUGGUGUCUGGGUCCUCUGAUCGUCUCAUGUGCUUUCUCAGCUCUGUGGUCUUCAGCAGCUUCAUUUCUAUACAAAUACUUUACGACACUAUAUUGUUAGGUACAAAUAUUACAGCACUAGAGCCCCCCCCCAUUAAUUUUAAGAUGUGUGGUCUUCUGAUUAGCUGCCCUGUAUAAACAUCAGAGCCAGGAGCCGAAAAGGUGUUUAUCUCACAGGGAUCACAUGUACUUUCUUUGACCUCCUCGGUCAUGUUGCUAUGUUUAAUAUGAUUGUCCUCCACUGUGAAAACAUGCAAUGCACCUAAUAAAGUGACCAGGACGUAAGUGUGGCCACUAUCUUGUUAGGUAUAAUUAGUGUGUGUUAAGUCCUUAUUGACUUCAGAACAGCCUUAGUUGUCACACUCAAGAACCCAGUCUGACAUUAUUUGGGCUUUACCUCACGACGGAUUAUCCUGAAGAAGAUGCCUGCGCAUCAGCAAUAAUACUUGGGUAGACUGGUGUUUAACAGUGUUGAGCAGGCAUUAAGGAGCUCUUCUGCAGACAGUUUAAAGCAGUCUGGUCGUUCUCCCCUUACUCCUGCCACAGCUGCUUUCACCAGAAAGCUGCUCACUGAAUAUUUCUUCUUUUUCAGAGGAUUCUCUGUAAGUGUGUGUGUGUGUGUGUGUGUGUUAAAGAUGCCACAAAUAGUCAGUUGUACACGUACACCUAAUAAAAUGAUCUGUGUGUGUACACACAUAUAAGUUCAGACUCAGACAGGUACCCUGGAGUCUGGAGUGGUAUGACUUCACACAAAUAUUAGGAACAUGUGGGUGUCCUAGCGACUGGAGGCACUAUCUGAUGUCCUUACUUGCUUCUCUUGAGCUGUCGACUGUGUACACAGUAAGUCAGCUGAUGAGGGUUACUGGAGAUCAGUGGAUUAGUGUCCCAGGUGGUUCUCUAAGUGAUGAGUGAUACAUCACAAACUGAGUGACUGCAGCUCUGACAACACAAAGACACAAGGUGGACUGAGCAGUAUGGAUGGUGUACCUCUGAGGGUGCCUCAGAGUGCUUCCUUUCAGGAACUAAAAUAUUCUGUCAGUAUGACUGUCCCUGACUACUUCAACAUCCUGCAGGAAACAGAGUAUGGAUUCAGUCUGGAGAACUGGGUGCUAACUGGGCUGCAAAGUGGCUUUGCCACCCAGCACCAGCUUAACCCCUCUUUCUCUUCAUCAAGCCUGCUGUCAUCUUGUCCACCAUACUGGAUGCUGUUUAGCAGCCCACAACAGAAUGCCAGUCGACAGAGCUUGGACUUCUGCGAGCCCAGCCCUCGGCAGCGGUCCCACAGCCUCAACUCCUCCAUCCUGCGCACCAAGUUUACCAUCUCACCUUCAGAUGACAAAGAGGACACUACACAGAAAGCCAAGACGAGUUCCAUAGUGAAAGUGAGUCCGGGGGAACAGCGUCCUUCUGCAAACUGUCAGCGUGGUCAGAGGAAAGCACAGAAGGCCUUUGUCCCUGACCUGCUGAACCCCCCGGCCUGUCUGAGCAGCCUGCCCCACCAGCGCAGAAAGAACCUGCGUCAGUGUUCACUGUCACUGCUUGACACGCCCACACAACAAGAUCCCAACACAGAGACUUAUCCCCAGAGCACUUCAUCACACACAGCCUCGGACAUGAGGAUCCCUUACACCAGAACUAGCACAGCCAGCAUGAUAUUCAGACCAGACACCUGUAGAAACCCCGCUGUCAUCUCAGGGCCCUGGGGUUUGUCCUCCUUUGCUUUGGACUCUACAGCAGAACUCCUGUCAGCUCUAAACCCAGAGGAGAGAGAGUUGCUGGAGGCCAUCACUGCAAGGGGCUACUCUCUUCAUACUGCCAUCACUGCUCUUCAGAGGACAGGACAGCAGACCCCAGAUGAGAUCUUGAGUUAUCUGGUGGCGUUUGACCACCUGUGUCAGCUGGGUUAUGACAUGUCCCAGGUGGAAGAGGCCUUGGAGAUGUUUCAAAACUGUGAAACAAAGGCGAAGGAGUUCCUACACCUGCUGAAUCAGUUCAAUGAGAUGGGCUUUCAGAAGAAUGCCAUCAAAGAAGUGCUGCUGGUUCAUGAAAACCACCGAGAUCGGGCCCUGGAGGAGCUUAUGAUGCGUGUGUCCUGAUAAAACACACACACUUUUCACAUUGAUAUCUUGCAGACAAUCAUCUGUAUUCUAAAAACUGCAGUCAUAUCUGACCUUGUGCUGGUAUGAAACAGCUACACACAUAUAGUUGAUGCUGACACUGCAUUGUUAGAUGAUGAUCUAUUCAUAUUUCUGAAUUAACCCAUAUCUUCUUUACCAAUUUUUUAGAUUAGUUUUGGAACAAAAAUAAACUGAUUAAAGUCAUGCUGUGUCUAAAUUUUAAAGUGAUGCAAAUAUUUGUAGUAAUUGUGAACAAACUUAUUAAAAGUGUGAC